AUUGCGAUAACGGACCAAUCGGUCAAAGUGCGAACAACAUUUCUGCGUCGGCCGGAGCGACCCCUCGGAACAGUGGCAGCAGCACCGCCAGUAGCAAUUCGAUUGCGAACGCCAGCCCAGUGCGCUGGGGGUGGGAGCAACGCCACAACUGCUGCUGCUGGUGGAACGACCCCUGUGACGGCCGAGAACGGUGACGGAAAAGCGGCGGCCCUUACGCCCGGUGCCCCCGGUUCUUCCGGACACAAGGCAGCAUUCGCGGGAACAAGCUGGCACGCGGCGCGUUCGUUCAAGGACGACUUCCUGGAGAAGAUCUCCCAAAUACGGACGCCGACGAACACGAUGACGAGAUCACAUUCGCCCAACAGUCCCAGGAGCGGGAGCGGAAACCGGAGCAGUGGCAAAUCGGGCCAUGGGGACGACCUGCUCGGCAGUACCAAACCGGUACAGGAUCUGGCCUACCACGUGAGACAGGUGAAGAACGCUCUGACGCACUUCAAGGAUGUGAUACUGAAAAACAAGCUGGAGAUGCUGCCGGGCAAUGGGACCGUGGUGCUGGAGUUGAUUGCCAACGUACAUACGGCUCUUCAAUCCUACACACUGAACGAAAACAGUAGCGCGCUGAUAAACGCCACCAACCACGUCUACAUGUCCCUCGGGAAUCUGCUGAAACUCUGUGAUGAAGUGCUGCUGACGGCCGACAACGAGAACUGUCCCUCGCUCAGCAAAGAAAACGUCAAGGAGAUUGUCGAACUGGUGGACAACGCCGUCAACAAUCUGGUCAAUCUGGCCAACGAAAAGAUCUCCGACAAAGCUGCGGGUGGCACCGGUAGCAAUUCUUCCAACACGCUCCAAAGGCCGGCCGUAGAUAUCGCAAGUCAGCGAACGUCCCUUCCGGAUAUCCCGCUCACGCCGCGGGAGCGGGACAUCCUGGAACAGACCUCGCUGAAAACGGUCCGCGCCUCGCACAGCACCGAAAGUAUUCUCCGUGAUUCUAGUCCUCCUCCAAAACCGCCGCUUCCGGAUCGAGGCCAAGAUCCGCCCCCGUUGCCCCCGAAAAGAAAGAGCCAACACUCGAAGAACCACUCGUUCCACGAAACGUCCGACUGCAACUCGGAUUCGACGACCUUCCUGGGAUGUGGCGCGCUGGAUCGGAUGUCCCUGCGGUCACGCUCCCCCGAAGAUAACUCUAGUCUGCUGAGUGCCAGCGCUGGUUCGCUGGACUCGGCUCUCAAUCACUCCCGCGAGGAGGAAGAACUCCGGGCGCUCACCCAGGACAAGUCAUCGUUGCUGGCGGGCCAAAUCGGCGCCAACAGUUCCAGCGUGUGGGACGAGUCGGACUGCUCCGGAAUGCUGCUGCAAAGCGGUGGCGGUCCCAUCCUUACCGACAACUCCGUAGUCAACCUGAACAACCGCAAUUCGAACGAGUCGGGAUUUGAAUCGAUGUACUCGCUUCGCAUCAGCCGAGACCAUCAGCAAUCCAACAGUAGCACUUCCUUCAAAUCGACUGCUUUCGCCUCCAACAAUUCCCAAAUUCACCACAUUCACCAACAGCACCAUCAGCAUCACCAACAACAGCAGCACCAUCAAAAGGUGGAUACCUUCGUGACGCAGGCCAGCGGCGAAAGCGGCGAGCUUGUGUCCACGACCACCACCUCCACGGAGAUCACCAGCAGCACGCGACUGCAAACGGCUAGUCUUUCCAAAACCAUUCACCAGUACGGUAGCAUCGAGGCGAACGAUGAGGUCUUUGGCGGAAGCGAAUCCGGCGGCGGUGAUAAGCCGCCGGCCCUUCCGAUCAAAACCCGCCAGCACAGUAUUAGACGGGAGCGGCAUCCCUCGCAGUACGACAACGUGGACGACGCGGAACUGGAACGGAGCUCGCAGGACACGUUCAACUCCUGCUCGCUGCACCAGAUCGGCGGCAGUUUUCACCACAGCCGGGCCCAGAUGAUCGGGAACCUACCGAGUAAGCACAUAAGCUUGAUCGAACCGCGCCAUAUGAAUCAUUUCAGCGAGGAACCGCCGCCCCUGCCCAUGAAGAAGAAGCACAUGUUUCAAAGUGUGGCCUAUUCAGGUAAGUUGCGCCCGCAGUCAGUCAGUCACGACACGAAAGCUUACAGAGAAAGAGACGUCCAGCCUCUCUUUCUCUCCCUUUCAUUCGUUUCGUUUCGAAACAAUCCUUUACAGUGUGUUUCUCUUGUUGGUGUUUCUUCCUGUUGCUGAUUGCGGAGAUUAAAC
Molecule: messenger RNA, 2238 nt
Organism: Aedes aegypti (yellow fever mosquito)
Lineage: Eukaryota; Metazoa; Arthropoda; Insecta; Diptera; Culicidae
Product: guanine nucleotide-releasing factor 2-like
Exons: 5
Source: RefSeq, a predicted model, not a curated record